AUGGCAGUAAUUCAGAAGUUCAACCCGAACUGGGAAUCACAGUACGAAUACCCGUACGACCCUGGUACAGCUAAUGCGAUGAUCGACCAAGCCGGUUACCCUGCCAACGACGACGGUGUCCGAUUUGAGAUGCCUCUAUUCGUUGGGCCGGAACUCGGCGGCGGCGAAGGGCCAGCGGGCGAGAUCGGUGAUGCAAUCGCAGGUUUCUGGGAAGACGUUGGCAUUCGUGUCAAAGUGCUCAAGUACGCAUAUGGCGUGUUCCGCCCCGGAUUGGUCAGUCGCUCAACGGUGGUUCCGAUGCUGACGUCUUGCGACGACGGAAAAGAAUCGUAUCCGUUCGACUGGCCUAAGGGUCUGGUGCAGACCACGUUGACACGCGGCGGAUUCAGUUGCGGGUUCGAGUCUCCAGAGAUCCUCGAGUGGUACGAAGCGACAGCAUCGGAACCAGACCGUGGGGAACGUGUGCGCAUCAACAAGGAGUACCUGCAGUACUGCCACAUUGGGCGCACGUUCCCCGGUACAGCUAACGACGUUCCGCAGGCGCGUACUUCAUCGAACCCGAAUACACAAAUCGCUUCUAUGGCCACAGCAUCGGGCGGCACAGCUACAACUCGCCCGAGAACCUCGUCCUGA
Geodia barretti is the source of this 633-nucleotide messenger RNA. The record is from the annotation of a GenBank genome assembly. NCBI's taxonomy places the organism in Eukaryota, Metazoa, Porifera, Demospongiae, Tetractinellida, Geodiidae.